ACACACACACACACACACACACACACACACACAGGCGCUUGGCACAGACAGGGACAUACAUGCACACCAUCCACUUUUUGCAAACACGCAGGCUGCGCAUCCGAGCGGGCAGUAAUUGGGCAGCGGAGAUCCACAGCAGAUGAGGGCAUUUCAUGUCCAGCCUGGCCAGGAAUCACUGUGACCCCGACUAAAGGAGUUCGACUUGACAGGAUGGGGGGAGUAAGUGAAGGAGAUGAUGUGUUGGCUCGAUGGAGUGAUGGACUACUGUACCUCGGCAAUGUGAAAAGAGUAGACGGAGUCAAGCAAUGUUGUCUGGUGAGAUUUGAGGACAACUCAGAGUUCUGGGUACUGAGAAAGGACAUUCACUCAUUCGCUGCUGGAGUGGAAGAAGUUUGCUGUAUUUGUGACGCUCCGCCUCUUAAAGAACCCCUCAUAAAUUGUCUCAAAUGUCGCCACGGUUAUCAUCCAGAGUGCCACACGCCAACCAUCGAACCGGAAGCUGACAGCGAUUCGUGGAUAUGUCGGCAAUGUGUCUUUGCAGUCGCAACCAAGAGAGGCGGGGCGCUCAAACGGGGACGCUUUGCCCGGCUCAUGCAAUUUAUGAAACUCCGGCUUCCCUACCAGCUGUCGUCUUUAGACUGGGACCCACAGCAUCUGACCAAUCAGCAACAGUGCUACUGCUACUGUGCCGGACCUGGAGAGUGGAACCUGAAGAUGUUACAGUGUGGUAGCUGUGGGCAGUGGUUCCACGAGGCCUGCACACAAUGUCUAACCAAACCAUUGCUGUAUGGAGACAGGUUUUAUCAGUUCCAGUGCUCAGUAUGUACAAAGGGACCAGAGACCAUCCAAAGGCUACCCAUGACCUGGAUGGAUUUGGCUCAUUUAGUGCUCUACCAUCUCUCACUGUGCUGCAAGAGGAAAUACUUUGAUUUUGACCAUGAAAUCCUGUCCUUCACCAAUGAGAAUUGGGAGUCGUUGCUCCUAGGAGCGCUCUCUGACACGCCAAGGCAAGACCGCUGUCACAAUCUCCUCAACGCUCUCAACUCUCACAAGGACAGGUUUGUCUCUGGAAAGGAGAUCAAGAAGAAGAAGUGUCUUUUUGGGCUUCAGGUUCGAGCUCCGCCUCCACUGACGUCCGAUUCGUCGCCGCUCAUCACCGACCCCCCUAUCAGCAUCACGCACAGGAGAAGCCCGUUGUCACUACCCUGCCAGAGGAGAGUGGGGGGGCCAGAGUCACGCAAAUCAAAGCGUCGCAUCAUGGAGACACAGGCUUGUCCACCCCCAGUUGCUGCCAACCCCAUUGAGCUGCUGCCAUGUUGCCAUGGCUACAUGGGAGGGGCCAGCCUUUACAACUCCAGGAAGUCAGAGGAGGAGCUUAGUUUGAGCUCUCCUCCCAAGCGGAUGUAUGCCCUGUACCACACCACGUACAACGGGAAUAAUGCACUCUCCAGGAGUCUCCAUCACUUCAACAGCGUUGAGGACACCUACAGAGUAGCGCCACCUUGCUUCCCAUACCCCCUCAACUCCAAUGGCAACCAUCAGCACCACCACCACUCCCACCAGCACCAACACAACCACCAACACAACCACCAACACAACCACCAACACAGCCACCAACACAGCCACCAACACCAGCCGGGGCAGAAGCAGCUGGAGCCCCUCAUCCUACGUGAUAUGCCCCCAUACCAGGCCGGUAUGGGCGGAGGGGGUGGCGUAGGUGGAGGAGGCGGAGGAGGUGGGGCUGGCGGUGGAGGAGGAGGAGGAGGAGGG
Molecule: messenger RNA, 1770 nt
Organism: Perca flavescens (yellow perch)
Lineage: Eukaryota; Metazoa; Chordata; Actinopteri; Perciformes; Percidae
Gene: phf1
Product: PHD finger protein 1
Exons: 15
Biological process (GO): negative regulation of gene expression, epigenetic
Cellular component (GO): nucleus
Molecular function (GO): DNA binding; chromatin binding
Source: RefSeq, a predicted model, not a curated record